Mollisia scopiformis is the source of this 3306-nucleotide messenger RNA. RefSeq lists its product as uncharacterized. Lineage: Eukaryota; Fungi; Ascomycota; Leotiomycetes; Helotiales; Mollisiaceae. The transcript has 2 exons. Bases 151 to 3054 code for a protein of 967 amino acids. The record is from RefSeq and is a predicted model, not a curated record.
CAUCACGAUGCUUCAUGUCAUAGGUUAGGGGAGUUUUGCAGCCUUUUGCUUUUUGGUGCGCAUUAUCUGUAGCAGUACAGACAGUAACACUUUACUUUGCUUUUUGCUUAUUUGCUAUGAGAAGAGCUACACAUUUCUUGACCAUUCAAUAUGGAUACAGGAAUAUUUGCAUUUGCUUCCAAUAGUAAUCCUCGAACAUUCACUCCCAUUAAACGACGAGAAUCCACAAUAAAUACUAGGCAGUUCAAUGCCGACUCAGAGAAGGAUUGGACAACAGCACGGUGCCACCGCCUAUUGCGAGCUUUGACUUCCAGAGUGGCCAUUCUCAAGAAGGAGAUCUCUCGAUUCGCACAACCUGGCAAAGAUGUUGCCGCUACUCGAGCUGGAGGUGCGCAAGUUGGCUCGAAAGCAAACGAUUCCGACUGGACGCAAGCUAGGAAACGAAUUCGGCGAACAUAUUCAAGCAGAGGGGGCAAGGCGGGUAAUGUCUCUCAAGCAGGAGAUCGUGCGUCGAAGGGAUCGAAGAUGAAAAAGAGCAGGAGAUCUUUUGCUCCAGGAGAGAUCCUAGUUUCUACACCACUGCUUGCUCGGGCCAAAGGCGAUCGGGCAGAGGAAAUAGCAACAACACUUUCAGUUCCGAUUGCGGACGAAUUGCCUGUUGUGAAGACUAAGCGUCGACGAACACGUUAUACGAUGGGCAUUCCCGAGGGGGACUUUCAAUUGACCAAACCAUUACGAGAGAUACGACAAGAUAUUACGACCGUUCGAUAUACGACUUAUGAAGGCAUAUAUAAUGGCUUAGAAGCAUUACUCCGAGCUACAGAGCAAGACGAACCGGAGACAAAAAGGAAAGGUGCGAGAUCACUAUCUUCCAUGGCACUGCGAGCAGUACCUCGUUAUGUUACGGAACAAGAAACCUUACUCGAGGCACACAUGCAGGAGACUGGGAGUAAAUCGGCUAUUCAAAGCAGAGAUAUUGCAACAGAAAUCUACGACGAGCUCGAGAGUUUUGGAACUUCCGGGCAUGGGUGGCCUCAACUCAGAGCUGUUGUUAGAUCUCAUGGCAUUGAAGUGCUUGGUGAUGCGAUUCGGAGGGGACUAUUAGAUAUCGACUUUUGCGGUUCAUUGAUCAGUCUUUGCAUUCACACUUCCGCAAUAGAUGAAGGGCAAUUACUUCUCGCUGCAUCAGUAUCGGCAGCUCAAUAUUCGAUACCCAGGGCACUCUAUGAUCCUCUGAGUCGUCCAGUAGCUAUGUUGUGCAAGUUUGCGCACCAUACGGGCCAAAGUUCAUUUCAGUAUAGACAACUGGCAUAUAUCAUAUCUUCUGCAACACUACCAGUGGAAUGGCUUGCAUCCAAAGAUUUUGGAUCAAUUUGGACAGAAGUGAUUCAGGCCCCGAGCCUCGAUUCAGACAACGGAGAUGCUCUUGCAUUCCUCGAGACUUCAAUGUCUGCUCUUGCCCAUUAUGGACUACGAACCAAAGCAACGGUCGUAAUGAAUGCCGGGAUGGCUGAAGCAGUUGGAAACACAUUCUCAAGUCUACUUACAACUUUUCUGUCAAUCAUUUUGCUUAGCAAAGAGACCGAGCACCAAGUGCAACCGGACACCCUGGAUAUUUCUCAACGACAUAAUCACUUCGCGACAUUGCUUAGAAAUUCCUUAUUUGGAUAUCAACUUGCAAAUCCAUCCAUCACAAGCAAGAGCAUCCUCCCGCUCUUAGCCAACCUAUUCAUAGAUCACGGGGAGACUGACCUCUGGGGUCCCGAAUCUCAUAUGGCUGGGGUCCUUCUAGCUUAUUUGGAGCAAAGCGGAGACGACUUCUCCUCAAUCUCCUCAGCAUACUCAGAAAGCGUGACGUUCGUCUGUCAAAUAGCACGCUGUUGUGGUCGAGGAGCUUCAACGUCCGGUUUCGAAUACCUGGAACAUCUACAUCUCAUCUUGGAAGGCUUGUUGUGCGGUAGACCUGGUAGUAAUAUACUGAUGGGUCUAAUCGUCGACAGUGCUUUCACGUUCGCACAGAAGGUUCCCGAUCGCAAGCACCUGGAUUAUGCCGCCAAUAUGGAUGCCAAGUACUUUUCAAGAGGUUUCGACACCGAGGCUAGUCUGCAUAACAUAUCAGUCAAUGACAAUGACAAUGUAAGCAGCGGAUUCAGAUGGGAAGAAGGAAUUGGAGAAUGGGUGACAGCCACUCCUGCAGCCGACCAUGCGAAGCGGAAAUGCGCAAUUGAGGAAGCUUCAGAGGAAUCUGAAUGCGAUACACCAUAUCGCCCUCCACCAAAUUUGCGAAGGAAAGUUGAUAGAGAUCCAACUCCGCCAGCAGUAGCCAGCAGCCCCCAAGGUUCUAGUCAGGAAGAAGACGAUACUCACUCGGAAACGCUACAGUCUCCACAGGUUCGAGCUCAAAUGAGCGUGAUCGAAAUAUCACCUGGCAGUGAGCAAUCGGCGAACGAGUCAUCACUUACCUCCGGUAGUGAAGAUGAGUUGGCAGACAACUCUUUGCAAAGUAUGGACUCGUCCAUGAUGGAAGAGAGCGUGAUGGAAGAAAGCGACGACGAGAUUGAGCUUUCUUUCACUGAAGACUCAUUGGGUUCCUUUGAAUCGCCGUCAUUACUCAAAACCACAUUGACCUCGAAUCACCGUACUUCGAUUUACCGCGCGCCAAGACUUAACAGAAAGAUCUUUCACAAAAGUGACGACUUCCAAGUCUUCGACGAGUCAUUUGCCUCUACGGCUUCAUCUGUGUCCUCAGACGAGAGCGGCGAUUCUGCCGGACCGCGCCGUGAAUACAUCGACCGAGCCCCGAGACUUGGAAGAAAGGCUCUACAAACCAGCGACACAUGGCAACUAUUCGAUGAAAGUGAUGAUGAGCUCAGCUUGCUCUCUGUAUCGUCUCCAGGGGAUCAAGCUUUGCAGGAUGUUACAAGAACCAGCUUCAGUAAUGUGCUGCAACGACCACGUCAAGCCAAGCCCUCUUUGACACAAUCAAAGUCAAAGACAAUGAGCAAACGGAUCACGGCACAUCUCAGCGACAGUGAAGACGAAUUGUGUAUCUGAUCCAUCAAGUCAUCAACUUGCUCCAUCAUUUCCUCAUUGAACGGAGCAUUGAAACUAUUAACGCAUGGGAAGGAGGGUUUUAUCAUCAAUCCUAUUGUUUCGUUUCCGUGGAGCAAAGAGUCGAAAAGAGAGAUCGACGAAGCUUUGUCCACGCGUCCGCCGUCUUAUCCUUCUCAUCAGGCAAAGAGAAGAUACUGUUCGCAUGGCGAGAGGGCAUCUCAAGCCGACGUCACCCUUAUCAGAUCCGAAACG